Molecule: messenger RNA, 4203 nt
Organism: Lotus japonicus
Lineage: Eukaryota; Viridiplantae; Streptophyta; Magnoliopsida; Fabales; Fabaceae
Exons: 2
Coding region: 3191-3814 (207 amino acids)
Source: RefSeq, a predicted model, not a curated record
UUCCUUUUUUUUUGGUACAUCGGAAAAUGUAAUUGUAAUUUUUUACUUUAAAACUAGUCAUAUGUAUUUUUUGUUCAACGUGGUGAAGAUUCAUUGAUAAUAGCCCAAGUCAGGCCCAAGGUUACAAGAUAGUGUACAUGAGUCUGGGCUCACUGGACAACAGAUUUAAAACAGAAACUUAUGGACUUGGGAUUGGAUUUGAGGGGUUUGGUGGCUCCAUCUCCUGUCAACCAAACUGGUGGAAGGUUGCUCUUGAUGCUGGUGCGUCCUUAAGCCGCACCCUAUUGCAUUAUAGCAUUAUAGCAAUGAUAAUUCAAAGAAAAUAUAACACAUACCUAUUGCUUCAACAUUUCAAGAUUGGUGUAGUCACGGGGUUCUUAGAUGGUGGGGCUUUUUGAGAGACUUCAGGAGCUGAUUGUGAAAAAGCUUCAAUUGAUGAUCUAGGCGCUGAUUUUUGUGGGUUGUGGAAAUGCUUGACCCUUGGCAUGACUGUAUAAACAAAAAGUAAAAACAAAAAAUCAAAAUUGUAAAUUUGUAAUUGACUAAUUGAACAAUUUUACUACACAACUAACAAAUUGGCAAGAAAGCCCUUAAGCAGACAAAGUUUCAAACCCAGCCAGAAGCUCAGAAAAUUGUAAUUGACUAAUUGUAUAUUUCAGAACAAUAAAACAUAAACUAAGAUAACCCAUGUAUUUAUAAUAAGCAGGUUUCAAAAUCCAAAAUUGUAAUUGACUAAUUGUAGAACUAUGAAGCACAUGGUAACUGAGUGAGAGGUUGAAAAGGAAAACCUGUGCAACUGCAAAUUACUAUAUUGCUUGAAGGUCUACCCACAACAGAAUCUAACUGAUGCACUCCCUGGUGUUAAGUAAUAAAUAAUCCAGAAACAAAACACAGUAAUGAUAAGUUGAAAGUGAAGAUUUGGAAGGUCAUAAUCAUCAUCAUAUUAUACUGCAGAGAAAAGCUACUCUAAUCUACUCUACUUACAAUUAGACACAUCCAAUUAACAAACUUCACAAACCACAACAUAUUGAGUACUUGAUUAAGCAAAGAAGCAGAUAACAAAAAUCAUUUUUCCUAAUUUCUCAUCUCACAUAGACUACCUUAAAAGUUAAUCACAUAGAAAAGAGAAUUUGGAAAUAGAUAGAAAGUGUGACACUGAUGAAAUCAGAAUGUAAAUGAAAUCAGAAAUCAGAAACUAAGGCUGAAAUGAACGCUUCUCUGGCUUCAUGAGUAAGAGACCCUGCACUAUCAAAAUAAGCUCUUUCCACAGCUGUAUCUGCUUCUCUCUAGUGCCUCCUACUGGCUGCAAACUGAAAUAACUUCACAAACAAUGACUUCAAAUGUCAACUCAGUAGUGGAAAUAAAAUUUAUCAGUCAAUCGAUAUAGUUUAUUGCAAUUUACCUCAAAGAUUGAAGCCUUGUCUUUUUUUGGUAAUAUUUUUCACAUCAUUAAGUUGAAAUAAACAACCAAGCAUAUUGGAUGAAUAAUUUACCAUUUAACACUUCACCUCACCAAUUAGGCAAUUGCAACCCGUCAUGUCUAUCAUAAAGUCAAGUUCACCAAAAUCACUAAUUAUACAGAAUAAGAAUUGCAAUUCUCUGCAAGGACCCAGAAAAGAAAGGCAGCAAAACAUCCAAAACUGAUACAAAUGCAGGCCAAUACUCUCAUCUACACCAAGCUGAAAUGCAAAAAUUUUGAAACUUGAUUCGUUUUUCUAUUCAUCCACACCAACAGGGACAUUAGAAAAACUUCUUUUAAGUAUCAAAGAGCAUAUUUCUAUUUGUCAGUUGAAUCCUCAGGUAGUAAAUUAGACAUUUAAACAACCCAACCAAAAAAAGUAUGCCAAUGACAACCAACAAAGAAUAGCCUAUACAAUCACCAAACAAGCAACAAUGCAUGCUAGGUUCAAUAUUUUCAAAAAGAACAAAGAUACAUAAAACUUCUUAAAUUAGAAAAAUCAGCUGACAUCUUCCUUCUACUCAAUGAAAAUUUCUCCAUAUUUUAUAAAAGAACUUUUUCUUCUCCAUCAUUAGACGAGAUGAGCAUUUUCCAAUAGAAAUGUGAGUAGUAAAUACUACUCAAAUAGAAGAAAAAAAAUUUAUAAUAUAACCAAAUAAUUAGAAAAACUCAUGCUCAAAGUCCAUGGCAAUGUAAAUGGAAAUAACUGCAGAUGAAAGCUUGAAAGGAUAUAAUCUAGAUGCCACUUAAUAUCAGCCCAACAAGUCAAGAUCUAGGAAGCUGAACUUACUUCUUAUUGAUCGUAUCAAACUCUGCCAAGAGAAGGUCCAUUCCUUUCUUGUCAUUUCUAAGCAGAGGUUUCUUUAACCAUAUAAAGUAUACUGUCAGAAAGUGACAUAAAAGAAAAAACUUCUGUUAAGUAUCAAAGAGCAUAUUUCUAUUUGUCUUUCACAAAUAGCCAACUCAAGUUACAAAAAACUAGAGUAGAGCUACUGGAUCAAAUACAAAACCAUUUAGCAUAAUAUUUCUUUUACUUGAACUUGAUUAACUAUUUCCAAUAUUCUAUAAGUUGCCCAUUGAAAACGGAUGGCUAGAGAUCCACAUUAACAGUGCCCAUGGCCAUUCAAUGUUUCAUGAUAUAAGGUCAUAACUCCAUGCUAAUACCAGACAGGUGAUUCAAGUAUACAUGAGAUAAAACAAACCUCUAAGAGCUAUCCUGGGAAGCAGCACAAUCCCUUACUGCAGACAUGGUUAUCUAUUUUGCAAGUCACAAGAGAAAAUUAUAAGACAUCUAAUUUGAUCACUAGUACAAACUGUUAGUAACUCAGAACAAAUGUCAAUCAUUUUUAGAUUUGUUAGAUAAGGACUUUAAGAAGAAAACAUUUAUAUUAUUAAGGCACACACAGUAUAAUCCUGGCUAGAAAAAUUGGGUACGUAUCAUUAAUCUAGAAAAAUUAAGGCCAGCCACAUUGCGAAGUGACCGUUGAUUGUCCUUAUCCAACAAUGAAGUCAAAGUGGGAGGGACCCUAGUUGAGGGGUCAUUCAUUCCAUCAAACAAUAAAAGAAAACGCGCAUCUUGUUGUGAACAAGAAGCGCCCUAGGACAUGCAGGAGCGUGCUCUCGUGAAAAAUAUUCACACUCGAUCAUUGCCCCCUCUCUCUCUAUAAAACCACAACACGUACAUGGCAGGCACAACGAACUAAUUCACUAGCUACUAGCACAUAAAAAAUCAUGAAGAAGCUCGAUCAUGAUAUUCAAGAACAGGAGGAGGAGCUAACAACACCGCCCAAGCUCUGUCUGCUAGUGACACGGCCGUACACGGCGCCGGAGGCUCCCACGCCGCCGCCUCGUACGGCGGCUUCAGUUCCGUUCCAGUGGGAGGAAGCACCGGGGAAGCCUAGGCCCUGCCACACACGAUCUGAGCCGGCAGGUAGAGGAGGUGGUGUUUCCAGAGCACUGGAGCUCCCUCCGAGGUUGUCGUUCAUGGAGAAUAAUCAUAAUAAGGUUUCCGUUUCCCCGACAACGGUGUUGGAUGGUCCUUACAUUGGACGCGCCGUGUCUUUUACGAUGUCGCACAGGAGCUCCACCAGAGACACCGAGGAGAGUUCCAGUUUUGGGUCUACCAGGUGGUUGAAGAAGAAAAAGAGCAACAGGGUGAAACGUGAGGGUAGUUUUGACUUUUCGAGUUGGAGUGUGGAUGGCACCAGUAAAGUGAAGAUCAUGAGGGUUAGGAGAACAGGAAGCUUCUUGAGUCUCUCUCGUGGAACUUCACAUUUGUGGGCAAACAUUUAUGAAAGCUUUAAGCAAGUGGUCCCAUGGAGGUGCAGGCAAGAAACGCAAGGCAAGCAAAAUUGACGUCGUUUCAUGCAUGUAGUGGCGGAACCAGAAAUUUAAGGAAGCCUAGGCAAAUUUUAUGAUUAAGUCCCUAUAUUUUUUCCUACCUUUCAAAUUUUGCCUAAUCUCUCUUUUUUUUUUGGCCCAAAAACCUACCUGAUCCAAAGAAAAAUAAAAAUAAAAUUUAUUGGAGCCCAGACAUAGGCCCUACCAAGCUAGGCGAUAGUUCCGCCUCUGCAUGCAUGUGAUCGUCGACUUAUCCGCACCUUUACCGUACUAGCUAGCUAGCUACAUAUUUUCAAAGUACAAUACCAUUGCUACUUGUAAAGGAACAGGAGCAAGAAUAUGUGUAGAUGUCAAAAAUAUAAAUUAAUUCCAGUUAUUAUUUGUUCCGUACUAGGGAGAUCUGA